AGUUAUGCGUCUGCUCUCGCUCAGACUGUACGCUAUGUUAAGUUUCCACCAUGAGUUCUGUACGACCUUUAUCACUUGCUGCUCGAGAUACAAUUGAGAAUCUCCCAACGGACUUUACGGGGGCCCUCUCAACGACACAACACCAGCAAGUUCUCGAGGCUUUCUCGCGACUCGAUCUUCUUUCCCAAGGAUCACAACGUCCGAAAUUGUUCCAGCUCAGAUGCCUCAUAUCAUUACUUUCCGCGAGACACGUUGUACUUCGAGCUGCGACAGGCUCUGGAAAGACCCUUGCUAUGAUUCUCCCUCUACUCCUUUCUCCUAACAAGACAGCUAUCACUGUCACACCUUUGAAAUUGCUGCAGCGAGAUCAUGUUCAGGAGUUCGAGCAGUAUGGCAUUCCCUCGAUUGCUAUUAAUCACGAUACUCCAAAUGAUAAGACUCUCUGGAGUCGUGUCUCUGCAGGAGCUUACCGUAACCUCCUUGUUGCACCAGAGCAAUUUUUUCCUGAAGGUGGACACAUUCCCCGUCUCGCGCUGUUGCUGAAGGAUCAGAACUUCAUCAAGCGGGUUGGUUUUUUUUUUCGUUGAUGAGGCUCAUUUUAUUAUCACGGCUGGAGAACCCAAGGCAGGGGAGAAGGUCGCGUUCCGUGCAGCAUAUGGCAAGCUCGCGGAGGUACUGGUGCAACUCCCACUCGGCGUUCCUGUUGCCCUCUUCUCGGCAACUUUGCCACAGCCGAUACUCCAGCGAAUCGUUAAAUCACUGAAUCUUUCGAAGGAGAUAACAGAUACCUUUAUGCUGACCACCAACCGCCCAAAUAUCAGUCAUGCGGUGAUUCCUAUGGUCGACUCCAUCAAAAAUCUCAGCAACCUUGAUUUUCUCGUAUCUGUUCCGUUUCAUCCGCCUAUGUCUUAUCCUCCG
This is a messenger RNA of Suillus discolor, 918 nucleotides long. RefSeq lists its product as uncharacterized. The transcript has 3 exons. Gene Ontology annotation, cellular component: chromosome; cytoplasm. The record is from RefSeq and is a predicted model, not a curated record. Gene Ontology annotation, molecular function: ATP binding; four-way junction helicase activity; nucleic acid binding. NCBI's taxonomy places the organism in Eukaryota, Fungi, Basidiomycota, Agaricomycetes, Boletales, Suillaceae. Gene Ontology annotation, biological process: double-strand break repair via homologous recombination. Bases 51 to 587 code for a protein of 178 amino acids.